AUGAAAGCAUGUUUAAAAAAAUAUAGUGAUGAAGACCACACGCAGUAUGAUUGUUUUACCUGCUUCAUCCUAUCACAUGGAGCAAAAGGUGAAGUAUAUGGAAGCGACAGUAUACCUGUGGGGAUUAUUGAGUUGGUAGAACUCUUUAAUACAGACAAAUGCCCGUCUCUUCAAGAUAAGCCGAAGUUAUUUUUCAUCCAAGCAUGUCAAAACAAAAAUGAUCAGAAAGAUUGUUCUUUUGAUGCUGUGAAUGACUGCAUAUAUUAUGGAAAUCCUGUGGUAAAAGCAGAUGUUUCUAUCUUCAUGUCUACCAUUCCUGGUUAUUUUUCAUUUCGAUGUCCAGAGGAAGGAUGCAGAUUUAUCAAACACAUUACUAAUGAAUUUGAAACUUAUGCAAAGGAAAAAAAUACAUGA
This is a messenger RNA of Octopus bimaculoides (California two-spot octopus), 414 nucleotides long. RefSeq names its product caspase-8. The record is from RefSeq and is a predicted model, not a curated record. Gene Ontology annotation, molecular function: cysteine-type endopeptidase activity; protein binding. Gene Ontology annotation, biological process: regulation of apoptotic process; proteolysis. NCBI's taxonomy places the organism in Eukaryota, Metazoa, Mollusca, Cephalopoda, Octopoda, Octopodidae.